AUGGCGCGCCGGGGUUGCCUAGCUUUUUGUGUGGUCGGAGGUCGGGGUGGGGUCUGGGGUCGUUUCUGCCUGAGUGUUGGUAGUUUGGUCGGUUCAUAUGCGUGGGGAGGGCGGGAGAUGUCGGGGAGUACACGGGCAUGCGGGUGGCGCAGCAGCAGCAUGAUAGCGUUUGAGGCCGUUAAGGACAUCUUCUUGGCCGUUCGUCGCAAGAAGACGACCAUUUUUCUUAGUUUAAAAGAAAAUGCAGAGGUUCUGGAAGUCAAACAGAUGAUUGAGGGGAUUUUAAAGGUGCCUCCAGAAGACCAGGUGCUGUUGUACGGUUCUACCGCUAUGUACGACCACAAAUCCCUAUCAUAUUACGGACUUACUGAUCUGACUGCUCGCGCUCACAAUCCUGCUGUUCUUGGACUAUGCCUUCGUGAUUCUGAAAGCGGUCAGUUUGAGCCUCUGGAUAUAACACCAUACUCGAAGCCUCCAGAAUUGCCAGAAGUAAUGCGUUGUCAAGAGAACCAGCCUCCAAGAAAUGCGUCUGCAGCCGGCGUCUCAGCCACUAACGCCACUACUCCGGCAGCUUCCGCAAAUCAAGCCGAGACGGCUGCAGUCUCGAGACCUUAG
Messenger RNA from Echinococcus granulosus, 615 nucleotides. Its product is annotated as Transcription elongation factor B polypeptide 2. Gene Ontology annotation, cellular component: VCB complex; elongin complex. Lineage: Eukaryota; Metazoa; Platyhelminthes; Cestoda; Cyclophyllidea; Taeniidae. The transcript is spliced from 3 exons. Bases 1 to 615 code for a protein of 204 amino acids. The record is from RefSeq and is a predicted model, not a curated record. Gene Ontology annotation, molecular function: protein binding. Gene Ontology annotation, biological process: transcription elongation by RNA polymerase II.